Messenger RNA from Amphiprion ocellaris (clown anemonefish), 4506 nucleotides. RefSeq names its product glypican-6-like. Lineage: Eukaryota; Metazoa; Chordata; Actinopteri; Pomacentridae. The transcript has 10 exons. Gene Ontology annotation, cellular component: extracellular region; plasma membrane; cell surface. The record is from RefSeq and is a predicted model, not a curated record. Gene Ontology annotation, biological process: regulation of protein localization to membrane; cell migration; regulation of signal transduction. Bases 390 to 2084 code for a protein of 564 amino acids.
GAUCUGAAACACGGAGCGCUUCCCCUUCCACUCAGCAUUCCCAUUCCAACACGGCCACCGUGGGUUUCGUGUGCUGAGCGAAGUUGAGUCAACACACACCGGCGAGCCGCUCUGCCUGGUGGAUUCAUGUGGCACCUCCAUACGCGCAGCAGCCCUCUUCUGUGCGCCGCCGGGGGGACUUUCUACUGCUCUCGGCUGCGAUAUAAACCCCAUUCGGCUUGACAUUAAUAGUUGACUUGCAACCAUUAAACCAGCAGUCAUUAAGUACCUGCGGAUCUGCUGCAGGGGGAGUUUUUUUUCUUCUUUCUUUUCCUUUUUUUCCCCUCUGUUUGGUGCCAGCAAGCGGGGAUACUGCAGAGAUACAAUAAGGAUCUUUACAGAAGUGAACAAUGCUCAGACUAGAGACCAUCCUUUGCACUUUUUCCGUGCUGUCUGUGGCGGCCAGAGCAGAUUUUAAGGCUCGGAAUUGCAGCGAGGUGAGGGAGGCUUGCGUCGGGAAAGGCUUCAGCUUCACACAAGUUCCUCAUCUGGAGAUCCCAGGUGAACAUCUCCGGAUAUGUCCUCAGGGAAACACAUGUUGCACCCUGGAAAUGGAGGACAAAUUUGGCCAGCAGAGUAAACAGGACUUUGAGAAUCUGGUUGACGAAAUGAGUCACGAACUGAGAACCACAUUUGUUUCCAGGCAUAAAAGAUUUGACGAAUUCUUCCUGGAGCUGCUGGAGAACACCGAGAGGUCCCUGAACGAGAUGUUUGUGAGGACUUACGGCAAGCCAUACAUGCAGAACUCGGAGGUGUUUGAGAACCUGUUUGCUGAGCUGAAGCGCUAUUACACGGGAGGGAACGUUAACCUGGAAGAGAUGCUUAAUGACUUUUGGUCGCGGCUGCUGGAGCGUAUGUUCACGCUGCUCAACUCCCAGUAUGUCAUCACCGAGGACUAUCUGGAGUGUAUCAGUAAGUACACCGACCAGCUCAAGCCCUUUGGAGACGUGCCCAGGAAGCUCAAGGCUCAGGUUACCCGCGCAUUCAUCGCAGCACGCACAUUUGUCCAAGGGCUUUCUGUCGGCCGGGAGGUGGCCCAGAGAGUGUCCAAGGUAAGCAGCACUCCAGCAUGUAUCCGAGCGCUGACAAAGAUGCUGUACUGCACCUUUUGUCGGGGCAUGCCGGCAGUAAAACCCUGUAAGAAUUACUGCCUGAACGUCAUGAAGGGCUGCCUGGCCAAUCAAGCCGAUUUGGAUCCAGAGUGGAACCAAUACAUCGACGCCAUGCUGCUGGUGGCACAGAGGCUGGAGGGACCGUUCAACAUUGAAUCUGUCAUGGAGCCCAUUGAUGUCAAGAUUUCAGAGGCCAUCAUGAAUAUGCAAGAUAACAGUGCCCAGGUCUCCUACAGGGUUUUUCAAGGCUGUGGCCAGCCAAAACCCGCAGGAAUCACUAGGUCUGCUCGUGGUGUUUCGGAUGUGUUCAACGCCCGCUUCAGGCCCUACAGCCCAGAGGAGCGGCCUACCACUGCAGCUGGCACAAGCCUAGACAGACUGAGGAUUGUUUGGAGUACGAUGCAACACAGUGUGGUUGACAUAAAAGAGAAACUUAAGCUGUCCAAGAAAUUUUGGUCCAACCUGCCUGAGGCGAUGUGUGUGGAGGACAGAGUGACCGCUGGAAAUGCCAGUGAUGAGGACUGCUGGAAUGGACAUACCAAGGGCAGAUACUUUCCUGAAGUCCAGAAGGAUGGCCUCACCAACCAGGUGAAUAACCCCGAGGUGAGCGUCGACAUCACGCGCCCAGACACCUUCAUCCGUCAGCAGAUCAUGGCCCUGAGGGUGAUGACCAACAAGUUGAAAAAUGCUUACAAUGGCAACGAUAUCUACUUUCAAGACUCAAGCGAUGAAGGUAGCGGCUCAGGCAGUGGCAGCGGAUGCACAGAGGUCUGCCCAACAUACAUGGACGGCGCUGAUGCCACUGAAAUCCCGGUGGUGAAAGCCGACCGGAGCGGGCCUGUGGGUGACUCUGCCUCGCUCUAUGCACCCUCUGUAGCCCUGCCAGCCAUGCUGGCCCUCUCAGCCCUGGCACUUCACCGACAAUGGAGAUAAUGCUGGAGGAACAGGCUAAACAUGGACAGCAGGUUUUUUCUUUUUUCCUUUUUUGCAGUUUUUAUAUUCAGGCAGAUUGGAGCUACAGUCAAGCAGACAGCAUUCACGCUGCCAGCCUUGAGGCUAGAGGAGUCUGCUCUGAAAAAGAGAGCAGUCAUGCAUCAUGAUUUCCCACUUUCCCAAAGAUCGUGCAGUGCCAUCCGUAGACUUGAUAUUUUAAGGCAUCUCUUCACCAUCCAAAACUGAUGCCGACUCAACAAACUCUGCUUCAGAGAUUUAAAAACAUUUUUAAAAAAGAUAUAUUUCUUGCACAUAUGGCAGGUAAUAAUGUAGGUCUCCUUGUGGAAAAAUAUAACUCACACUUUGAUUGUUUUGAUUUUUUUAUGCAAAAAAAAAUUGUGUAUUGAAAAAUGUUGAGAAUGUGGUUAUUUGAUGCACCUGAAAGAGGCACAAUAAGUUAAACAGAUGUUUAAUAGUAUAUUUUAAAACAAAGGAGAAUGAUCUAAAUCGCGACUUCCACCUAAAUUUUCAAUUGAAUCUGUGUUCCGUUGUCAUUAACUCGUGCCAAUUACUGAUCUGUGAUGCGAAGCAAUGAAAUACUCAUUAGCACUAUAUGUUUUUAGUUUGUUUUUUUUUAGAUCAAAUGCAGACACCACAUUUGAUUCAUCUUACAUUUCACACUACUUUCAGCCAUGUCAUUUGGCAAGAUAGUGGGCACACUAUAUCAUGGGUUGGUCCACAGCUGCCUUGUGCUAAAACUCACUACAAAGGUUAGGAGUGACAUUUUAUAUGCUCAUUUGCCUUGCAACAAAUUAAUUAUCCGCAAAAUAUUCUCAUAACAUGCUGGUUUCUCAGGCUUGGCUUCAGAAGUAUACAGCACUGACAGAAUUAUUAUGGGGCUGUUAUUCAUAUUCGGAGAAGGUGCCACUAAUAUGCUGUCAAAGGGAUGCUGGGUCUUUAGUGACUUGGUGUAAAAUUAAUUUCUCCAUGUCAGAGAGGGCUAAAUAAUCACUAUUGUGUAAUCUUUGAUAGUAUUUUUUUCUUUAGAAGUGGUUAAAGUGAAUGGUUGCAUGGAAUGUGUUUCCAUGGAGUCACUGUAAACCAUCAGUGUAAAGCUAUACAGUAAGGAAAUACACAAAUCAAAUACUUAAAAAACAAUAACUAAAGUGUUCCAUAGAUGUAUUCUGCUUCCAUUUUACAGAAUGUCAAACGCAGUAGUUAAAAACAGGAUUGUGUACUGUAUUUAGUGUAAAUGGACAUGCACAUUACACUAGAAGAGCACAUUCAUUCAAUAUAGCAUCACUGAGGGAAGUCUUACGCUGCUGUAAUCUCUAUAUUAAUAUACAGUAAUUUGGGCCUCUAACAUGUUCUGCUGCAACCGCAGAAGAUUCUAAAAACAUUUGCAGGUGUGGUUGCAACUUUUGCAUGUGAUUGAAUGACCAAAGUUUAUUCUGUGACUGUUCCUUCAUUUAAAUAAACACUGUAAGAACAAAAUGAAAAUGCUGUCAGACAGUAAUCAGAAGCCAAGUAAAAAUAAAAACAAAUAAUGGAAAAAUAGGAUUUUAGUUAUGUAAAAGGGGAGGAAAUUAUUAGGAGAAGAAGCAGCAAACAGCACACAGUGGUUACUGGAAAUGCAAAGAAAGGGUCCCUAAAUUUAUCUGGAAAGCUUGAAUGGUUGUGUCUGCAGCACAGACAGGCUUGAAGCCGACCACAGUCACCUGUGAAAUGAGAAUCUGUGGAGACUGGACAGGGCUGAAUGCUUCAGUGGAGCUCCUCAGUAGAGCGUACUUACAGAGAAUGUGAGAGGCCUGGCACUGCUGAGGGGGGUGUACAAAACCAGCCUGGAUGUACAUCCACUGUUCUCUGAGAGCCCGUCAGGUCCAUAACCACCAGGCCAGCUAAGCUUACAUAUCCACACAAUUAGCCUGCGUUAUGCCCUUCGCAGUAUAUCAACGAAUAUUUGUUCAGCUUUUCUUUAUUGCAUUUAAUUCUGCAUUUGCAUCCACAUGACAAGAACAGAAAUAUUGAGAAAAUAUGUCAAAUGUGUCAUAUAGAAUGAUUCUUUAUUAUGACUAUUGAUCUCACAGGAUGCCCUUUUUAUGUUUUGUAUCAUUGAACUUUUAAUAUUUUUGCAAUAAAAUAUAAAAAACGGAUGUCUGGUCAGACAAAUUACUGAAAAAUAGAAUGAGCAGGAAAAAGUCAACAUUUACUUUUUUUUAAAAAAACAAUUAUUGCAUUGCUGGAAGAAUUUAAAUCCUAAUGAGGAAAAGUUUAUUUCGAGUUUGAAUAGAAUUUCAAACUGAAGGGUGAAGAACUAGUUGAGCAAAUAUGCCUUACUGUUUUUCAGUGCAAUUAAGAUGAUUGCAUUUGUGUUUUGUUACUGUUCUUGGGAAUAAAUUGUUAUUAAAAACAUUCCAAUAGA